AUGGACGAAGAUGUUCAGAGGAUAAUCAACGAGAUAACCGAGGGUGUCACGGAUAAGACGUAUCUGAUCGAAGAGGAUGCGAAAACGUUGACGAAAAAAAGUGAGGAGCUUGACGAUCUCAUAAGAAGUACCAAGGAAAAACUUGGAAGCUUGGUGCAGAAAACGCUCAACGAAGUCGUAAUAUUGGACAGGGCGGUUAAGGAUUGUUUGAAUCAGGUGAAAGGAGGACUGUUAAUGGCAUUUGGUGAAUAUGUUAAGAAGAAUUUGCUCAGUACAAUUAAGGGGCAAAUUAUUCAGAUUACGAAGACAACAGGUCUUGAGGGUGUUAGACAGAGAUUGGUGGAAGAGUAUAGUGGACACUUUAAAAACGAUUUUAAGCAAGUAGUAAUAGGGUGGAUUGAAGAAAUUUUGUCCGAUAAUAUGGUUGUUAAGGAUUACUUCGGUCAAUAUGUUAAGAUGAAUAAAGGACUAAAUGUUAAGUUUAAGGAGGAAUAUAUCGAUACGGAGCAUGAUAGUAUCAAGGUGGGAGAGACCGAAUAUGUGGCAAAUGCAAUUGUAAACCAUUUAAAGACAUCGGUGGGCAUAACAAUGGCCGAAGCCAAAGUCAGCAGGGAUGACAAGGAUAAAAUUCACACGAAUAUAAAGGCUGUGGAAGAUUGCAUCACUGCGUUUGUAGCAACUCUUGAUGAGAAGAUAAAAGAAAAAAACAGUAUAUUUCUAGAUUCAAGUGCGUUAGUUAUUGGUUUAGCCAAUGCGAUUAAUACAUCUGUGGUGCGAAUUACACAUAAAGAUAUCUCCGCGAACUUCCUCAGAUCGGCUGUGGCUGCCAUUUUAGCAGCUUUGUCCGGCAAAGCCAACCAGGUGCUCUCUGAACUAGAAGCGUUUGCCGGAAUAGAGGCUUCUGAAAUAGCCAAGGUAGAUGCUGCUCUCGGCGUGGCGGAAAGUCUGAAUGAAAACCUCCGACGGGCGACAAAUUCAAAGACCAAAGAAGCCGGUGCUACCGGGUUUUACAAUGUUGAUGAGCACGUUGACACUAUACUGGACGCGGAGAUUGGAGAGAGUGACCCCGGUGAUGGUAAAGUCAAGUUGGAAGGUGUUCUAAGCUUUGCACGCUAUCGUCGUAGCAUCACGCUUGAUGCGAAAUUGAAAUCAAAUCCAACCGGCACUAAAGAGGAAGGCCAGCUCCCAGAGUCCAUCGGCGCCAUUAAAGAAGAAGCUGCCGGCAUCUUCAUCGGCCACAUCACAUCGGGACUCACUGCUCUGUCUGACAAAAUCAAGCAAGAUCUUGAUACCAUCACUAGAGCAAUAACAGCGUCCGCCAACGUUGUGAAGGAUAAUUUGCUGAAGUUUAGGGACGAUAAAAUUGGCAACGCCGCAAAAUAUACAGCGAUUAAACCAAAUACGCUUCAGAAGAUUCAUGAGAAUUUUGAAGAAUUACGUGAUCCUGUUGCUAAAGCUCUUGAUGGCGCCACCGAUCUACUUGACAAAUUCCUAGCCGGAGCCGAUAAACACUACACUCAAAUAAUUUCAGACCACGUCAAAAAGGACAUCCAGAAAGCCACCAACAAACUCACCACCCACGCCCGCAAAAGGUACGUCGAGUCCAUCAAAUUCCUGCUCACGGAGUUUGCCCGCAAGGUGAGGACUGAGUUGAGGGAUCUGCCCAGGGAAAUUGAUGCGGACUUGAAGAUUGGAUUUAAGGGGUUCAUGAAAGACUUCCAUGUUCCUCUGACUAAUGAUUUAAGCAGCGAUGAUUAUACUGUUCAUAAGUUAUCAUACGCCUUUAAGCUCUGUUUCGGGCCAUGGCAAAUGCUGCUGGAACGUGAGAUCGACAGAGUGGAUAAGGAGGAAAGGAAAAGAAAGAAUCGCACGCCGGCAGUUUCUGAGGUUACGUACACUAAAAGGCUUAAAUCUGUUUUCGGCGCACUCGAUGAGGUGCUCAUGCACUUCACCGGCAAGAAUGGGUAUGACCGUGAUACGCAUGGCAAGCUUGAUAACCUCGAAGCAGCGAUCGUCGGACUAAAACCACAAGACUUCGCCAAACAGAACACUGGCAUCCUCGACAGCAUCGCCGCUCAAUCACUACUCGCCGCCGCACGUGUCGGAAGACUUGCCAAGAUCACCUACCUGCAACCUUGA
Messenger RNA from Babesia bigemina, 2139 nucleotides. RefSeq lists its product as hypothetical. Lineage: Eukaryota; Apicomplexa; Aconoidasida; Piroplasmida; Babesiidae. The record is from RefSeq and is a predicted model, not a curated record. Bases 1 to 2139 code for a protein of 712 amino acids. The transcript has a single exon.